AUGGUUUCCUUCAUCCUCUGCCUUCUCCCUGCUCUCCUAGCUAUGAGUGCACAAGGUGAGACCCUGACAUGUAACACGUGCUUUGGCCAAACGGACACCUGCAGUUUUGCUCCAGGGACCUGCCAAGACAACAAGGCUACUGGUGGCUGCCUCUCCGUGGCAGAAGCUAUUACACUGGAUGGGACACAGAACACGUACUUCUACAAACAGUGUCUGAGUAGCUAUAAGAGUGACAUCGAAGUCCCCAUCUCCUUCACUGUUGGGAAUGGCAAGUAUGUGAGGAUCAACACCACACGAUGCAACACAGAUAACUGUAACUCGGCUGUACUUGGAGUGCCCACGGGGAGCACCACCGAGAAUGGGCUGCAGUGCCCAACCUGCUUCGCUCUGAACUUCACUCUCUGCAACAGCUCAGUCACCCCUUGUAACGGGGACGAGACCUAUUGCAUCGAUUUCACUGGGUUUCUAUACCAAGGUUCAUCUCCUUCACCAUUUCAAGCGAAAGGCUGCGCUACUGCAUCUGCUCAGGCCAUUAAACCUGGAGCCAACCUGAUUUCUACACCCUACACGUUCUCCUUUUUUUGGGGGCAAAGUGUUCCAGCACAGAAAAUACCCACCAGUGGGGCCAGCCCGGCUCUGGGGAAAUUCUCCUUUGCCCUCUACCUGCCUGGCCUGACUGGGCUGCUGCUGGUGAAGCUGCUCUCCUGACCCCGCCCGGCACGGCCCACGCAGCACCUGGUGCCUGUGAAUAAAGGCCUGAAGUCCCAGCUACCCCCCUCCGAGGACCCUCCGCGCUGCCGGGGCGAUGCAAAGGGGCUGCUGCAUAGCCAAGGGUCUGCCCAGCGUAUGGGUGUGUGUCUGUCCCGGUACCUCGCGGCUGGCUGGAAUCUCUCUGUGCAUUAGCAAAUUCACCGAAUAAAUCAG
This is a messenger RNA of Malaclemys terrapin pileata, 924 nucleotides long. RefSeq names its product phospholipase A2 inhibitor and Ly6/PLAUR domain-containing protein-like. The coding region runs from base 1 to 708 and encodes 235 amino acids. Lineage: Eukaryota; Metazoa; Chordata; Testudines; Emydidae. The transcript has 6 exons. The record is from RefSeq and is a predicted model, not a curated record.